AGGAUUGAAACACUACUUUAUGGAAAAAUCGUUUUAUCAGGCGAAAGUAGUGCUAUGUCCUUUCUUUCAUCACUUCGUAUUCGGUGCCAGCGCUGUAGUGAUUUUCCUCGAAGGGUUGUGAAAUCAUUGUGUAUUGAGGGCGAUGUACUUCUGAGUACGGCCGCAGAGAUCCUUUCGCUCUGCAGCGGUACCACCAAUCUUGCGUUAUGGAUUGCGCCAUCGGACUUCAAUGGAAUGACAAAUCCUCUGCUGCAGCCCUUGAAUAACCUCCCCCUAAUGUCAUUAUCACUUAGUAUAUCUUUAAUUUUUCGUCACACCGAAUUUGUCUCCCUUUCGGCUUUCAAGGCUUUCAGUACAGUAACGCAUCUUGAAAUUCUCAAUGGCUGGGUGCUAUGGAACUCUACCAUUGGUCUGGAGUAUCUUGAUGGAUUGACGCACUUGUGUCUACAUAUCCAUACGCGGAGGACCAAGCCAGAGUUGAUAGCGUCCCUUCUCGCUCCCUCACACCUCCAAAUACUUGUUUUUCGCGUCUCAGAAGAUAUCAACGCAGUCCAAACAUUCCUGGAAUUUCAUUCCCUUAGCGACUCUCGCAUCGUGCUGGUAUCUCAGGUUCCCACCGCCUGGGGUGAAUUUGGAGGUGGCGACAUGUCUCUCUGGAAGGGUGCUGAUCAGGUAGUAGAUUGGAGACGCACUAGUACCCAAGGCAUGUCUCUCUAUCUUGCAGGCACACUAUGA
Messenger RNA from Suillus plorans, 735 nucleotides. RefSeq lists its product as uncharacterized. The annotation marks the transcript as partial. Lineage: Eukaryota; Fungi; Basidiomycota; Agaricomycetes; Boletales; Suillaceae. The record is from RefSeq and is a predicted model, not a curated record. The transcript has a single exon.